AUGUACCUUAUCUCCGACCGCGUACACUUCACUUCUCCCCUGGUCCCCAAGUCGGCGAGAGGUGAGACGGACGAACGUGGCGAAGCGGACAGUCGAAACCAGGUAGAAGAUGGUCAUGACAACAGACCCGACUUUCUAAAAGACCCUUCUUAUAUCUCAGUCAUGAACUGGGUGCAAAGCAACGCUCGCCACCUCUCCCAACAAUCCGUGAAAGACCUCUUCACUGUCCUGUCUUGUGCCGGGUUCGAUCCUUCCGUGUUUGGGCAAGUUAGUGUCAAACAGCUCUAUCGCGCCCUGGACAAAAAAGUCAGCAAUGAUUAUGACGAUGGACCCAUGAUGGACAACGACGGCUCGCCCAUCCCACCCAACCCGCCUCCCCGUAACCUUGUAAAAACGGAGUCUCACACGAGGAAGAGGAAGAGAAGGGAGAGGCGGAAGCAGAAGCAAGACCGAGAGGAGAAGGAGAAAGAGAAGAGGCGAAGGAUGUGGUCCCGGUUGGAGGCGAGGUUUGGAGGUCAUUACGGGGUCCUGGGCCAUUAG
Cryptococcus wingfieldii CBS 7118 is the source of this 540-nucleotide messenger RNA. RefSeq lists its product as hypothetical. The record is from RefSeq and is a predicted model, not a curated record. The transcript has 2 exons. Bases 1 to 540 code for a protein of 179 amino acids. Lineage: Eukaryota; Fungi; Basidiomycota; Tremellomycetes; Tremellales; Cryptococcaceae.